Messenger RNA from Lolium rigidum, 546 nucleotides. RefSeq names its product classical arabinogalactan protein 2-like. The transcript has a single exon. Bases 1 to 546 code for a protein of 181 amino acids. The record is from RefSeq and is a predicted model, not a curated record. Lineage: Eukaryota; Viridiplantae; Streptophyta; Magnoliopsida; Poales; Poaceae.
AUGGCACGAAAGCUCGUGUGCCCUCUGAGCCUCACACUGCUCGCACUCGUCGUGGCCGCGGCAUGGAUGUGCGCGCUGCCGCCAAGCUCGGCUGCCCCCGACACGACGUCACCGCCGCCGACGACCAUGGCUGCCGCGGCCGGAGACAGCCUGCCCGUGCCAGCUGCGGCAGGUGUGGUGCCGGCGGGUUCAACAACGACCAUACCCACACCUGCUGAGGCGACAACGCCGGCCACAGCGACGGCGUCCAAGAAGUUCCCGUUGGCUCCGCCGGACGUCGUAGAGCCGGCGGCCGGGGUGAUCACGGCGCUGCCUGUGCCGGUGCCGGAGACGCUUCCCAGCGCAGAAGGUCUCGGGUUCGGCCCGAACGGGUUCGGCACCAACGGAGGCUUCGGCGGCGGCGGAUGCUGCGGCGGGUACGGGUACAAUGGGGGGCUUGGCUACGGUAACGGCUUCUUCAACUCGGCGCCCGCGAGAAGAUUGAGGCUAAGAGAUGGCUUGGCGCCUCUGCUCGUUGCUGGCGUAGCAGCCAUGUUUUACGUGUGA